This is a messenger RNA of Cricetulus griseus (Chinese hamster), 2440 nucleotides long. Lineage: Eukaryota; Metazoa; Chordata; Mammalia; Rodentia; Cricetidae. The record is from RefSeq and is a predicted model, not a curated record.
AUGAGGACUUGCCUGCUAUGGUUGUUGCCCUUGAUUCUUCUGGGCUCCUCAGCUCAGGCGCUGCGGUGUCACGAGUGUAAUGCCAUAGGGAACUGCUACAGCCCUUCAUCUUGCAAUAGCAUGAGCCGCUACUGUUUGACCUCCUGGUAUACACCCCCAGGUCAGCAAACGACCGUGACAAAAACAUGUGCAUUUACCUGUCCUGAUAUCCAUCAGAUCCAGAAUAACUCCAAGGACUCCUGCUGCAACACAGACCUCUGCAACAGUACAGUGAGCCUCCAUGCCAGCUGGGUGAUGCUGACUCUCAGCAUCUGCUUCAUCUAUCUCAGCCGAUAGGCACAGAUUUCCCUUGAACAAGGUGCAGGUCAGCCCUGGCAUCAGCGUGCAAUGCCCGCCAUGUAACUUACAGCCCCGGGAUACCUUGCCCUGGGAUGGACCCUGCGGAUUCUAUCUUGGGACAACACCAACCCAUCAGGACUUCAGGAGCUUUGUGAAAUCCAGUCUAUUCUGGAGCAAACAACAUCCAGAACUAGGAGGUUGAGGGCAGGCUUUGUCCAGCUGUGGGUGAAGCCUGAAGCAUUUCUGUUGUGGAAUAACCCUUCUGUACAUUGUGAAAAAGUGUUGCUCUCGUUAUUAUAAAAACCAGAUUACCGAUAGCUAGGUAAGAUUUGGGGGCAGAGAGAAUGCUGGGAAGAAGAAGGGCAGGGUUUGAGGAGUCUUGAGUCAGAUGUGAAAGAAGCAACAUGGGAAGUUCAUAGAUGAGGUAAACAAACCUCAGGGCAGCACACAGAUUAAUAGACAUGGAUUGAUUUCAGUUGUAAGAGCUGACUGGAGAUAAGCCUAAGCUAUUGGCCAGGCAUUUAUAAUUAAUAUUAAAUCUCUAUGUGGUUAUUUGGAAGCAGCUGCUGGGACACAGAGAAACUCUGCCUACACAUUUCCUCCCUUGUCUGCCUGUGGUCCAGCUUCAGGACUCUGUUGGUCAGCUCUAGUGAUUGAUUGUACGUCCUUCAUCAAAGAGAAGCUGCCUCCUUCCAGUGUGUGUCUGCCUCAUGUCUGAAAGCCUGGUCAACACCAUGCCCCGAUGAGGAGAAUGGACUUGGGAACUGAAUUCUAGGCUGGAAGCAGUUUGGGUGGGUAGCCCCAUGGCUGGAUUCUCCCUAACUUUCCAGACCUGUGUAGAACAGAGAAUGAAUUCAUGCUUGUCGUUUACUUCACAUCCUUGUUCCAUUUCACUACUUUUACUAUGGUGUUUCCCAUAGAUUGUCCUAAUCUAAACCUGAUCAAAAGGCACCCAUGUGGUGAUGCUCCCACCUUAUUGUACAAGACUGCUGCUGCAAGACACCAGACCAGUGUACUGGAAAUGACAGAGAGCUGAACUCAGGUGACCUCCCACUGGUCACCUCAUCAGGGGCCAAAGAGCAAUUCUAGUUCAUGGACGCAGAUGGGCUGUUCCUGGACAGAUGGUUGUUCAGGAAGGGCAGAGCUAGCCAAGAGCUCAGUCAUACUUGGUGCUGAUCACAGGGUCCUAGAAAACGGCAGACCUCUGCUGGAAAGUGGGGUGUGGAGCUGAACUUUUGUAGGCUAUGGUUUCUUGAAACCACAGGACUCCAACAGAAGGGAGGUCAUCAGGUGAGAGCAGGGCAUGCAAGAUGGUGUGCGGAGCUGCGUGAGGGGCCUUGUUGUUCCUGAAAUGAGGAUUUCCACAAAUGCCCUGUCUGGCUUCUAAGCUCAUUAGGUCAAUGGGCUGCUUGUGCCCAGCAUCCUGUGACUGGGGCUUCCUUAGCCAUACUCUUCCUAGAAUCCAGGCAUUCCUCGGCUUUUUUGGCAAAGUGGACAUGUGCUGGGGACCAACUGGCACUGAGCCACCCACACCUGAGGCUGAUGCCACAGAAAUGUGGAGACUGGGUCAGGGGGCUGGUAUUCCAUAGGCUCCAGAGGCCCACAAAAUUUACUUAACUGCAGUGUCCGUCCUUCAAGCAUCACUAAAGGAUGGUUUUCCAUGCUGUUGCCACUCACAUCCACUACCCACUGGCAGGAUCAACCCAACCUGGGAGGGGCCACCCCAUGCUGCCAUUCACUCCCAUGUCCUUAGGCACAGGCCCUAAUUUCUCUGGGCUCCUACUUGCUUAUCCAUAAAAUGAGAACAUGAGACUUUGUGGCAAAAAAUAAAAAAUAAAAACAACAAAUUAAGGCCUGAGGAUGCAGUUCAGAUGGUAGAGUACUUGCUUUGUAAUGUGUGACUCCCCAGGUUCCAUCCUCAGAGCUUUGUCAACAGAACCUUGCAGUGACCUUCUGUAACUCCAGCACUUGGGAGAUGGAAGCAGAAAGACCAGAAGGUCAAGGUUAUCUUUGGCCUCACAGCAAGCUUGAAGUCACAUGAGGCUGAUUUAGUCGACAUGAGACUUUGUCUCUAAAUAAAUAAAAAAAUGAAAAAACCCAA